AUGAGGUUACCCACCUCAGUGAAAUCCCUGUUCCAGUUAGAGGCAGCGGUGGGGAAGCCAACCAGACCUCCAUGGAUGUUUUCGUCGCUGUUUUCGUACUCAGAAACUCCUCAAAAGAAAGCAAAGGCUGCGCCUUUGCAGGAGACUAGAAUGAGGGACAGAAUGAAUCUGCAUGUCAAAGGUGGUGAUGGUGGGGGUGGGUGCUGCAGCUUCCACAGAAGCAGGGUUGUUCGCCGUGGGAGAGCCGAUGGUGGGAAUGGUGGAAGAGGUGGUGAUGUGAUCUUGGAAUGUUCCCCUGCAGUUUGGGACUUUAGUGGUUUGCAGCAUCAUGUUAAUGCAGCCAGAGGGGGUCAUGGAGCCUCCAAGAAUAUGAUAGGCACUCGAGGAGACGAUAAGGUUGUCCGAGUACCCGUUGGCACUGUGAUUCAUCUUGUUAGGGGUGAGCUUCCAUCUUUAGUUCAGGCCAGAUCGACUGAAGCUGCUUUGGAUCCCUGGGAUCUUCCUGGUACGUUAGAUACUGAUCCAACUACAAAUUUUCAGCAGGAGGCAUUGGCUACUGAGAGGUCCGAAUCAACUUAUGAAGAAUCACCGAACGUAGAUGUUGACCAGAAUAAGCUGACAACUGCAGAAAGUGAAGAUGUACAAUACAAUGUUGCAGAAUUGACUAAACCAGGUCAGAGAGUGAUCGUUGCUCAUGGAGGGGAAGGUGGUUUAGGUAAUGUUUCUACUUCAAAUGUUCCGAACAAUGCCAAGACUGGAAAGCCAGGGAUAUUGAAUAAGGGAAACUCUACUGAUCCUGAUGAUCACCCCUCCCUCCGAGCUGGUUCACCUGGUUCUGAAGCUGUCUGCAUACUGGAGCUCAAGAGCAUUGCAGACGUAGGCCUUGUGGGUAUGCCAAAUGCUGGUAAGAGCACUCUUCUGGGUGCUUUAUCCAGAGCGAAGCCCACAGUCGGCCACUAUGCCUUCACAACACUGCGGCCAAACUUAGGGAAAGUGAAUUUUGAAGACUUCUCAGUCACAGUGGCUGAUAUCCCUGGACUGAUAAAGGGUGCUCAUGUGAACCGUGGACUUGGCCAUUCCUUCCUACGACACAUCGAGAGAACAAAGGUGUUGGCUUAUGUGGUAGAUUUGGCCAGUGGAUUGGAUGAUGGUAGGAAAGGACUUCCACCAUGGGAACAACUGAGAGAUUUAGUGUUGGAGCUGGAGCACCAUCAGGAAGGGUUGUCUGAUCGGCCUUCAAUAGUUGUGGCUAACAAGAUAGACGAGGCUGGGGCGGAACUAGUGUUCGAAGAAUUGAAAAGAAGGGUGCAGGGUGUUCCCAUUUACCCAGUAUGUGCUGUUCUGGAAGAAGGGUUGCCUGAGAUGAAAGCUGGUCUCAGGGUGCUGGUGGAUGGUGGAGGAAAAUCUGGGCGACUCUGCUUGGAUAAUAUUGAUUGUUCUGCUGAUAAGAUGGAGCCAGAAGCUGGAAACCUCUGUGAAGUCAGCUCGCUUUGA
Messenger RNA from Linum tenue, 1494 nucleotides. The record is from the annotation of a GenBank genome assembly. NCBI's taxonomy places the organism in Eukaryota, Viridiplantae, Streptophyta, Magnoliopsida, Malpighiales, Linaceae.